GUCCUGACUAAUUAAUUAGGUUGCAAUUAGUAACGAUUUAGCUCCACCGUAAUCCCAUUGACACCUAGCUUAGCCUCCAUCAUCCUGGCUGCCUUGCUUCCUCUAUAAAAAGGCUAAGCUCUGCACCCAUCACCCUCCCCCUUCCCUUUAGCUUUGCAACCAUCUCCAUCAGUUGCUCUCUCUUCUCUUCUCCUAGCUCCUAACUAAGAGGUAACACACAGUCACACACUGCCAUGGCCGGAGUUCAGAGCGGGAGCAGCAGUGCCACCCCAUGUGCCUCCUGCAAGCUUCUGCGGCGGCGGUGCGCUCGGGACUGCGUGUUCGCGCCCUACUUCCCGCCGGAGGACCCGCAUCGGUUUGCCACCGUGCAUCGGGUCUUCGGUGCCAGCAACGUCAGCAAGAUGCUACAGGAGCUCCCGGUUGCGCAGCGGGCUGACGCAGUGAGCAGCCUGGUGUACGAGGCCACGGCGAGGAUGCGCGACCCUGUCUACGGCUGCGCUGGCGCCAUCUCCUACCUCCAGCAGCAGGUCGCCCAGCUCCAGGCGCAGCUCGCGGUUGCACAGGUCGAGAUCCUCCAGCGCAUCCACCACCCGUCUCCCGGCGCUGCAUUCCAUCUGCAAGAGCUUCAGCAGCGUCCGGAGCAGCACCAGCUAAUGCAGAUGGACUAUGAUGACAAGGUGUACAGUAGCCUCGUCAUGCAGAAUGAUCUGAUGAGCACGCUGCUGCUGCAGGAGGCGUGCCUUAAGAAAGAGUCCCUAUGGACAUGAUCAUUAUGUGUGAUAAUUGUCUAGUGUUCCUGCUUUGAUUCAUAAAAUGUUUUCUCUGCUUCUGUAAUUUUCUGAGAAUUGGGAAAUUGAGAAGAAAGUUGAUUUAA
Molecule: messenger RNA, 874 nt
Organism: Lolium perenne
Lineage: Eukaryota; Viridiplantae; Streptophyta; Magnoliopsida; Poales; Poaceae
Product: LOB domain-containing protein 12-like
Source: RefSeq, a predicted model, not a curated record